Nematostella vectensis (starlet sea anemone) is the source of this 4517-nucleotide messenger RNA. RefSeq names its product integrin alpha-PS2. Gene Ontology annotation, biological process: cell-cell adhesion; cell-matrix adhesion; integrin-mediated signaling pathway. The coding region runs from base 561 to 3728 and encodes 1055 amino acids. NCBI's taxonomy places the organism in Eukaryota, Metazoa, Cnidaria, Anthozoa, Actiniaria, Edwardsiidae. Gene Ontology annotation, molecular function: integrin binding. The record is from RefSeq and is a predicted model, not a curated record. Gene Ontology annotation, cellular component: external side of plasma membrane; integrin complex. The transcript has 32 exons.
UCCUCUCGCUUGACAUUUUUAGCCUUCCUGACAACACUGCCACGCACUAAAGGCCAAUCAUAGCUUCACAGUUGCAAACCGGAUAUGAUUGCCGACCGGAAGUUACGCACCGACGGGAGUGUCACGGAAGGGCAGAGUGUCUUAACGAAGGCGUACAUCGCUAUGUUUAUUUUAAUCAUCACCGUCACGCAAUAACAAGACCUAAAUUCUGAUACAUAAUCAUCCCUUUGAUACUAUAUAGAAGUGAAGGUUCCAUGAUAUAAAUCACGCCAAAGCUGUCGUACGAAGAACCACUGUCACUUUAUUUAUAAUAGAAGCGGUUUAGGCUGAGGCUGGAAUACUUGAAUGCACCUUCCUCCCCCUUUUCUAUUAUUCCCGGCGGCAGAGUGUUACCGUCCAAGUAGUAGGCGUGUACACGCGUCACUGCCUGUAACAUCACUCCAAUAAAACACCAUGCACACUCACUAUCGAGUCAAAAUCGCACCUACACAGACAUCCGCUUCAUUACAGACAUAACACUUAGUCUCUCAUAGUUUACCCCAACGUCAAAAAGUUGUGUCAUGGGGGCCGUAAAGUGCAUACUGGCCGUUCUACUCGCCGUCCUACAUGUGGUUAUUUGUUUUAAUGUAGAUAUUUCGGAACCGAUCGUGUUUCGCUCACAAGCAAAGAAUGAUUACUUCGGGUUCACAGUAGCUCUGCAUUCGUAUGGUGACGAUAAGUGGUUACUGGUCGGUGCGCCAUUAGCAAAUCAAACCGCGCCGUUUGGUUCCCGCUUCAAGAUACACGAGCGCUAUGGUGGUGUCUUCAAAUGCAGGCCGAGAAAAAAUAGCGCGUGUGAAACCAUCCCUAUUGAUACAACAGAUCCCCUUUACCAGGAUUUCAAUGGUGAGCAGAUUGACAUAGAGGAGAAAGCUGGGCAGUGGCUCGGAGCGUCGCUGUUCAGCACCGGACAGAACGGCAAAGCCGUGGCUUGCGCCCCAAGAUAUACAUUUCGUGGCAACUUCAUCAACAGGCCGGAAAAACGACCACGAAAUGUGAUUGGACGGUGCUUCCUGAUACGAGAUGAUCUCAGAGGGUUACACAAGAGAGUGAGCCCUUGUUACCAUGGAUCCAACGGUCGUGAGCUAAUGUACGGGUAUGGACAAGACGGCAUGUGCCAGGCUGGCUUUAGCACAGUCAUCACAAACGACGACACCCUCGGCUUCGGCGCGGUGGGCGUGGGCUACGGAAAAGGGAUGAUAGGAGCAUAUUUUGAUCGUUCUGACAGCACAGUGUUUGCAAGGAGUAGUGACCUCAAGGUCGGCUAUUUUGGUGAUGUGUUUGGUUAUACCAUGACCGCUGGACGAUUUAAGAGAAGCGGGAAAGAACAAUUGAUCGGAAGCUCACCACGUGCCGACGACAUUCGAGGACGAGUUAUGGCUUUUGAUGUUGUUGGUGACGAGCAAAUCAAAGUUAGCUUUACAUUACCAUUACCACCCGACAAUCAGCCUGGAAGUGCGUUCGGAUUCUCGAUGUGUGCAGUAGAUCUCAAUAACGAUGGUCUGUCAGAUCUCCUUGUCGGGGCUCCCAGAUAUAGCUACGAUAAAGACGAAGGUCGAGUGUAUGUGUACGUGAACAAUGGCCUUGGCGCUCUUAAUCUGAUGGAAUUCAUGACUCUGGACGGAGACAAGCAGAUAAAAGCAAAUUUUGGAUUCUCUAUCGCAUCGGCCGGUGACCUGAACAGAGAUGGCUUUUAUGACGUUGUUGUUGGCGCGCCUUAUGGAGGCCCUGACAGACGAGGAGCGGUCUACAUAUACCAUGGUACAAAAGACGGAAUCGAUACCAAGUACAGACAGAGGGUGACAGCGUCUGACAUGAAUGACCCAGCCCUUAAGACAUUCGGCUACUCCCUGACUGGCGGACUGGACAUGGAUGACAACAGCUACCCCGAUGUAGCAGUUGGAGCAUACUCGUCCGAUCGUGCAGUUUUAUUAAGGAGUAGACCAAUAGUCGAUGUGGUCGGGAAAAUAGAACUGAGCACUAAUCGGAUUAUCUUGGAGAGUAACCAGACCAACUUGUGUACACUUCAGGGAAACCAGCAUAAAUGUUUGACAGCAAGAGUGUGCCUCAAAUACAAACACAAAGUUCCAGUCAGCCAAGGCGUGGAACUGGACUUUUCCCUAGCCCUGGAUCAAGAUCGAAGGACAAUUGAAUUAAGACGGAUGUUUUUCGAUCCGAAAAACACGACAGACAAAGUGUUCACAAAGCGCGGCUCUGCGGUGCUUACAAAAGCCGGCGACUGGCACUGUUUGCCUGAGUACAAAAUAUUCUUGAGGCUGCGCGAGGAGAUCGGUGAUCUGCUGACUGCUUUGACCUUCGAUUUGCAAUACGACCUGAAAAAGAAUGCGAUCUGCGAGGUUUGUCCGAUAUUGAACGACUACGAUGAUGCCCGACAAAGAACCGUCCGGGCAGAGGCUAUUUUCCAGAAACACUGCAAAGAUAAAGUCUGCGUCCCUGAUCUGAGUGUCAGCGGUAGUGCUUCGUUCAGUGGUGGGUUCAAAGAUCUUCGUAUCGGCAUCUCGCAACAGAUGCUCGUCACCAUAACCGUUGAGAACAAGGCGGAAGACUUCGCGUACCCCGGCAAAGUCCUCGUCACCUACCCGUCAUUCCUGGGCUAUGUCGGCGUAGCAGCCAAGCAGGACGUGCAGUGCAAGCGUCUUAUCACUUCUGACGACUUCGAGCAGGCCGUGUGUUUGGUCGGGAUGCCGUUCCAGGGCAAGACAAAAAAAACGUUUGACAUGCUGUUUGCUACCGCUGGAGUCAAAGGAAAUAUUAGCAUGUUCAAAGUCGAUUUAGAAGCAACGAGUCCUGGGGCAGAUGCCAAUCCUUCCGAUAACAAAGUGUCGUUGCAACUCGCCGUAAAGUUUGAAGCGGACCUCAGCAUUUCUGGUGCUUCUCUACCGGACGAAUUAGUAUUCUCUAGUAAAGGAAAGACUUCCGAGGAAGUGCGAACUGAGAGGGACAUUGGUCCCCUUGUCCAGCAGACCAUAAUGGUGAGAAACAACGGUCCCGGCGCGGUGGAUGGGUCAGAGGUAACGGUCAGUCUGCCUUGGAAGAAGAGUGAAGAAGACUUGAGUUACUUACUGUAUCUGCUGAGUGUCCAGGUUCAUGGAAGUGCAGCUACAUGUGACGUCAAGACCAACCCACUUAACAUCAAGAUGAGUAACAACACAGAUAAACCAGCUGUUCUCGAGUCGACAUCACGAGUUGGCGCCAACAAAAGAACGAGGAAAGAAGUCAAGAAGGGCGACCAACUGUCGUGUGAUAAUGUCAAGUGCCUGCUGUUCACCUGUAGACUGGGAAAACUGGAGCAAGGAGAAGGCGCCGAAAUCAUAAUGACGUCACGACUGUGGCAGGACACACUAGUCAAGGCCGGAUUUGGCUCAGUAGAUCUGAUCACCAAGGCGGCGAUUUCUCCGCCACCCUCCAUCACCGAGCCACCGAACGACAACAACAACCAAGUACUGCUUUCCAUUCGUGCUAAUCCCAAGGAGAGUCAGACGCCGUCUGAGCCAACACCCACGUGGAUCAUUAUAGUGUCAGUCCUUGCCGGACUUAUCCUGCUGGGUCUUUUAGUCUUUGGACUCUACAAGGCGGGGUUCUUCAAGCGGAAACGUCCUGAAGAAAUGGCAAAUGACGAAGAGAAUACAACGAAAUACGAGCCAGCGGCACAAGAACCCGAGGCUUAGAACGGCCUUGGACCUCGUGAUUCUAGUUCUGCUUUACAAGAACCUAGGAAAACUGCACUUGCGAGGCCGAGAUAACGGCGACAGUGCUAUUUUAAAACAAUUGAGUCUAAUACAAUGUAAUAAAGAUAGCUCGACCCAGAACAUUAUUAUAAGCCUACAACACGACUUAUGUUGGUGUGGUACUUGGAAAAAGGACUAUUUGAUAACAAGUCUGAAAGAAUAAAGUAUGGCUCGGAUUAGGGAGAGGGUCCAUGAUGGUACCCGAUCCCUCCCUUUUCUGAAAUAGGACAAUCACUUGAGAGGAGCUUGAACGUGAUGAGAGGAGAGUGGAAAUAUGAAAUUAUCCCUUUAACAGAACUUGCACAGUUACAAAAUUAACCAGCACAAGGAAAGUCUAAGACGAUAAGAUUACAUUAUUUUAUUAUCAAAACGGUAUUUAUUUUAAUGUAUUAUAGACGGAUGUAGAUUCAAGCGUAUAGUUCAUUAGAUAAAUGCGAUAAAAAUGUAAAUUAAAUCAAACUUGUACAUUAUUAACAAAUGAUUUUAUUUUGAUUUAUUCGUAAUUGUUUUUUCUUUUUGCAUAAAAAUAAAAAUAAUUAAUGAGAGUAAAAUAGGUGCGCCUGAAAUUCGUAAAUUUAUUCCCAAAUUGAGUUAGCUUCGCCUGUCAAAGCAAAGGAAGUAGAUUUUCGACGCUGUUGCAGAGAUGCAAAGAUUCACUUGUGCUGACGGCGCAGUGGAAACUCUCGUUCUGCAAGAGUAGGUGAAAAUAAAUGAGAUUCCUAAAUGGUA